Molecule: messenger RNA, 1367 nt
Organism: Guyanagaster necrorhizus
Lineage: Eukaryota; Fungi; Basidiomycota; Agaricomycetes; Agaricales; Physalacriaceae
Exons: 1
Coding region: 246-1274 (342 amino acids)
Source: RefSeq, a predicted model, not a curated record
GACUUGAUGCUCCGCUAGAUCUGCUACCGGUCGUUUCAGAAUAAUUGCGGCGCCAGCGAUACCACGCGACCAUCAACAAAAUUUGUAAAGGAUACUGAAGAACGGUAGGACUGUGGAUUCAUCCUUUUCGCGCGCGGAUACCGCGAGGCUGAAGGAAAGAUGCCUUACCUACGUUGAGACAUAUAAUGCGGACAUUACAUUCCUCUACUUAAGCGCUCUUCUCAUAGUGGUCUUUCCAGCUGGCUAUGGUAUCAGGCAAACGUGUUCACUGGGACGAUUCAAUAGCAGACAAGCGUGCCGAUGGGGAUGGAGCGAAAAAGUUUCUCUCUAGCCGUCCCACAGCCAUCCUAUCCUCCACGGAUGCUACGCCUCUUCGACGGGUUCCGAUUCCCUCCACGACUUCGUUUAUUCAUCCUUCGCCGAUUUCGUCCCAACAACAACAACCGAUUCUCUCUCAAUUUCCUGCAGCUAAUUCUACCAUCGCGGCGGUUACCCCACCUACUCGAAAUGUUCUGGCUCCCUCUAUUCCCGCAUAUGAUCGAGCACCGCCAGCUCUGUUACAACACGGCACCUCUUCAUAUAAUAGGACACACCCCUCUUCGGCUAAUAAUCCGUCGUCUCACCGUCAACGGGCUAAUUCCUUACCAGUUGUUUAUCAUACUGGUCCAGCGCCGCCUCAUCCUCAUACACUACCAUUUUCCAUAACCACACUAUCCCGGCCCCAAAUCCCACCCAUGGCGCCCCACCCGUUCUCAAAUUAUCCUUACCAGCUACCGCCUCAGAAGUCCCUGUUAGCGCUAGCGCCCAGUUCCCCGUACAACAAUGCACCUCCAAAUAGCUUAAAGCAGACAUCACACUCGCCGCGGAGGCUCUCGAUCCAUAGAUCUCUCCGCUUAGGAACAUGCGAGCCUGUCGAUUUCUUCGCGCCCCAGCGUGUCCGUCAUGCCUGCGCAUCGGAGCCGGCCUGCCAGCCUCCCCUUCCCCGUCUUUUCGUCCUCGUCGACACCGGCGUGGUCCGGUUCAAUAUCGAGGUGCUGCACCAGUAUCAGGACCAGGGACUGGGCUCCGUCACGGUGGAUGACGUGCUCGCGAGGGUGCGGAAGGUGUUGAGGGAGAGACUCGAUCCGCAGACGCUUGGAGGUCCGUAUGAGUGCGUAGAGGGACGGAGGAGUAGUAGUUUUACGACGGUCUGUGUGGGAUUUACUGUGAGGGAAGACAAGGGGCAGGAGAAGUGGAAGAUGCAUUUGAGUAGGGUGGAUGCGUUUACGAGGUGACGAACGAGACUGGUGCUCGAUGUUGCGGAUGUUCGAUUCCACAUUGUGUAAUAUAAUAAUACAGUGCUGCCGGAAAAGCCUGUUAUUUUUCCA